GCCUCCCCCUUGGUCCUUUUUUCCCGUGGUCUCACGCGUGUUCGGUGUGAUUUAAUUUCGUAUUAUCGAAAUCUAAAUACAUCUAUUUAAUAAUUUAUAUUAUUAUUAAAUAAAUAACCAAAAUGCCACCUAAAUUUGAUCCCACUGAAGUUAAGAAAGUAUUCUUGAGAUGUGUUGGAGGAGAAGUUGGUGCUACAUCUUCACUUGCUCCCAAAAUUGGUCCACUUGGUUUGUCUCCCAAAAAAGUUGGUGAUGACAUCGCAAAGGCCACUAGCGACUGGAAAGGUUUGAAAAUUACCGUUCAAUUGACAAUCCAAAAUCGUCAAGCAACAAUUUCCGUCGUUCCAUCGGCUGCUUCGUUGGUCAUUAAAGCUCUGAAAGAGCCACCAAGAGACAGGAAGAAACAAAAGAACAUCAAGCACAGCGGAAAUCUAUCCAUUGAUGACAUCAUUGCGAUUGCCCGUACCAUGAGACCACGUUCUAUGUCUCGUCAACUCAGUGGAACUGUUAAAGAAAUUUUGGGAACCUGCCAAUCUGUUGGAUGUACCAUCGAAGGAAGACCACCACACGAUCUUAUCGAUGACAUCAAUGCAGGAGAAAUGGAAAUCGCUGAUGAAUAAAUAAUUCGAUGUUUCUGAGGGGUGUGGCAAAUAAAAAUUUUAUAAAAAUUGAA
Messenger RNA from Microplitis mediator, 673 nucleotides. It is a transcript of the gene RpL12, whose product is annotated as 60S ribosomal protein L12. NCBI's taxonomy places the organism in Eukaryota, Metazoa, Arthropoda, Insecta, Hymenoptera, Braconidae. The record is from RefSeq and is a predicted model, not a curated record. The transcript is spliced from 4 exons. Bases 123 to 620 code for a protein of 165 amino acids. Gene Ontology annotation, cellular component: ribosome; cytosolic large ribosomal subunit. Gene Ontology annotation, molecular function: structural constituent of ribosome; large ribosomal subunit rRNA binding. Gene Ontology annotation, biological process: translation.